Molecule: messenger RNA, 2522 nt
Organism: Boleophthalmus pectinirostris (great blue-spotted mudskipper)
Lineage: Eukaryota; Metazoa; Chordata; Actinopteri; Gobiiformes; Gobiidae
Gene: txndc5
Product: thioredoxin domain containing 5
Exons: 10
Coding region: 240-1472 (410 amino acids)
Biological process (GO): protein folding
Cellular component (GO): endoplasmic reticulum
Molecular function (GO): protein disulfide isomerase activity
Source: RefSeq, a predicted model, not a curated record
UCCAACCUGUCAGAACAUAGGAGGAAGUCUUAAUCUCAGAUCUAUAUCACAUUUUUCCAUGGUUCUAUAAAAAUAACAUUUUCUUUUCAAAAUUCUCACAUGUCUGAAUUUGCGUAUCUCAUCCAGUGCGUGCAACGCUUUACGUGGCUCCUGAAAAGAGGCGUGCACCGUCCCAUCCCUGUCUCUUCUUUUUCUUUUUCCCACCAGCAGGAAGCUCGUCAUCCCGCACAGAGAUCACCAUGGCCUCGGCACUGACUUUCAUACCUCUCCGGUUCUGUUUAAUUUACUGUACAUUAUUGUUUUCUGCUGUGUUUUGUGACGGAGAUGCAGAAGAAGAUGAACACGCCAAGCACACGUACACUGUAGAGAUGUUUAAAGAGGCUGUGCCAACUGCUCCACAUUUUGUCAUGUUUUACGCACCGUGGUGUGGACACUGCAUGAGACUUCAGCCGACCUGGAAUGAGCUAGCAGAAAAAUACAAUAGCAUGGACGACCCCCCGGCCUAUGUGGUUAAAGUUGACUGUGUCCAGAAUACAAAGUUUUGCUCAAAUGAACACGGCAUCAGAGGCUACCCAACACUAGUGCUGUUUAAGCCAGACCAGGAACCUGUGAAGUACCAGGGCCCGAGGGAUUUAAAGAUCCUGGAGACAUGGAUGCUCAAAACCCUGCAGGAUGAGCCCGCUGAACCAGAGAGUGAACAGGAGCCUCCCAAAGUCCCAGAGCCUAAACAGGGCAUGUAUGAACUCAGCGCGCACAACUUCAAAACACACAUCGCUAAAGGUGCUCAUUUUGUAAAGUUCUUCGCCCCUUGGUGCGGUCACUGUAAAGCCAUGGCCCCAACAUGGGAGCAGCUCGCAACCACUUAUGAACACUCUGAAGAUGUCAAAAUAGGAAAGGUGGACUGUACACAACAUUACGAAGUGUGUUCUGCAAAUGGUGUUAGAGGAUACCCCACACUACUGUUCUUCUACAAUGGAGCAAAGACAGACCAGUACAGAGGCAAGAGAGACCUGGACUCUUUUAAAGACUUUGUAGACAACCAGUUGAAGGCCGUCCUCGGCAAAGAUGAACCCGAACCAGAAGAUCCUAGAGCCAAUGAGAUCCCCACUGAAGAACCACCUAAAGAGGAAGAAAAAUCCAGUGUAUUGGUCCUAACGGAAAGCAACUUUGAUGAGACUGUAGAAAAAGGCCUUACCUUCAUCAAAUUCUAUGCUCCAUGGUGUGGCCACUGUAAGAACCUGGCUCCGACUUGGGAGGACCUCUCCAAGAAGGACUUUCCGGGCCUCACUGACGUCAAAAUCGCCAAAGUGGACUGCACAGUGGAGCGCACAGUCUGCAACAAGUACUCUGUGAGAGGAUAUCCCACUUUACUCAUGUUCAGGGCAGGGGUGCAGGGUGAGGAACACAACGGCGGGCGUGACCUCGAGUCCCUCCACAACUUUGUGAUGAGACAGGCCAGAGACGAGCUGUAAUCUAAACUCCACCUUUCCACUCACUUUCUACCACUCUGCUCAAGCUAACUGCAUAUCAGACCUAAGGGACUCCUACCUGUCCUGCUUCGGUCAAAUCUGUCUCUUCUAUUGGGAUUUCCAGUCAAUGACACACCGACUGUCUUAUUCUUGGACUGAAUGUUCUCAUUGGUGGCGUGCGACUUUUAAUGUGUGAAAAUGGUGAAGGCCUUUAUGGUAUCAGGGGGUAUGUGAAGCAAUCAGGAUUUAACAUGUCUUAUUUGUGGACAUGUUGUAGCAGUAAAAAUACCUAACUUUGUUUCUGAUCAAAUUGUGAAGCUGAUGCCAUUUUUAAAGAUGAGUUUUAUUCAUGGAAUCUGUGGUUAAAAUGUAUUGUCACUUCAGAGAUUGUAAAAUUUGUCAUUCGAGUGUUAAGUUGAAGGUACUUCUCUCCAUUAUGUGACUUAACUCUCAGGGAUCGGCUGUGUGGCCCAGGAGAUGAGAUGGAGAGCUGAUACAUGUCAAACCUUUGUCUUGUCUGAAAUAAUGUUUUUGCGUAAUUUUUCUGUUUGUGUUUAGUCUGUUAUGAAGUGUAACUGGUCAGCCUCCAUCGCAUCUCCACACACAAGUUCACUCCUGGACCAUGUGCCAUUGAUAGAGUACUCUCCAAGUCCUGUUGCAAAGCUUACAUCAACCACAUGUAGUUCUGUUACCUUCAAGAAAAUGGUGUUUCCAUUUUGAGUUGACCAAAAGUGACACUGGUCCUUUUAAAAAAAAAAUAAAUUUUGACAGAAGAACACUUCAGAUCAAGUGUCUUAAAAAAAGGUUUCCUCUAAUACCAUCCAGGUAUGAUCACCUAUCAUGAACACACUUUAGAAGGGACUUUCAGACACAACACCAAGAUUAUUUUUCAGAAGGUUCUUUAUGGAUAGCACAUGGUCUAAGGAUCUCCAGUGACAAAGUAUUUUCUUUAUAAGCCAUGGGCUUUCAUUUCCCAUGCAUUUUGUACAAAAAAAGUGUUUAAUGGCGAGUUGUAACAUGAGAUUUCAUAAUAAAACUUUUUUCCAAAAAUAA